GCUUCAUUAUGCAGAAUUUUCGAAACUUAAACUAGUGAGAUAUAAAAUAAUUCACCCCCCUCAGAGUUGUCAUGGAAGCGAAAAUCAGCUUUUGAGAGUAGAGGCAUCGUUUGAACCAGGCUGUAAACAUGUUUAUUUCUACUGUGAAAUCGGACAUUUUAACAUGAGAGUCAAUCUAACUUGCUCCCUUCUGCAGCCUGCCUCGAGCGGCGAGUCGAGGAAUUGCAGUUUUUGGUACUUCCGCAUAGGCUUCACAGCUCCGGACCGGAGCUUGCCGCUUGGUCCUAGUGCCGUCCACUUCUCUUUUGGACGGUAAAAACUGCAGGGGACAAAAACGGCCUUUACUUUUGAAAAAGUGUCCCCCCCAAAAUAUUACGUCCGUGAUUCCAUUAUACUAUUCUAAACUAUAACGGUUAUUACCCGCUUAGUGAUCUUGUCGCUCCACAUCAGAAGAAAAAAGCGGAAGUCCUCUGAUGUCAUUUCCGAUGCGCGAAGCAGAAACUUUGGCGCCCCAGACUUUUAAACAUCCUCAAACACCUCUGGGAUAUACAGCGGGAAGAUGAUCAAUAAGAUGGCUCCAAUCCCGGUAACUUUCGCGGAAAGGUCGCGUUAACUGACUGUGUUAGGGUUGCCAGUAACCUCAUAGUUGUGGAGUUGCAGAGUCUUUCAAAGUCGAGCAAAAUAAGCGCUCUCCUGAUAGCUGUGUGGUAAGCUGCGCUGACCCCUCCGUUGACAACAAAGUCAAUCCGUAGCUAAAAAGAUAUCGCUAAUUAACAGCAUUUCACGUUAGCCCUGGCGGACAAUUUGUCUGUUGGGAAGAAGGAGCACACAUACCGGUUGUUUGAGGAGAGUCACAAUGAACAGGACCAAACUGAAGAAAAACAUGGCGCCUGGAGGACAGAAGAACAUUUCAUCCUUCUUUUCCUCUCAAAACCACCAGAAGGACUUGUCAUCUUCCACCAAAUCUUCCGUCCCUGGCACAACACUCACCAGGACUGGGCCUCAGAUCAAAGAUGGUGAAACCUCCACAUUCAGACCACAUUCCCCCUUAAAGAGGUGUAUCCUUGGGGACCUUGAAAACCUCCUGCCCUCCUCACCAGAUCUUCUGCUCACUGUGCCUGAGACCCCCAACAGUCAGAUCAGGCUUGCCUCCUCUUCGUCCUCCAGAGAUCCAUGUCCACUCAGCCCCAAGACCAGCAGAGAGGUGUCGAGCCUGGAGAUCCUCGGCCAAUUGUCUCCCAUCUGUCGUAGUCCACGUUCCAAAGGGCAGAAAGCACGUAGAAGUAUGGCUGAGGAGGGAGGGGAAACCCAAGGGCAAGAGGGAUGGUCUGGCUCCGUAAAAAGACUCAUCAGCCCUCCCCAAGAGUCCAACAACGUCAAGAGACCAAGAAAUGUCAAUCCACCGGCACAAAGAACUGCACUCAGCCCCACAGGUAGCGCCCUGAGAGUAACAAGGCCUGUGUUUAGCCUUUUGAAGACACCACAUUUCACCAGUGGCCAGUCAGAGGGUGAUAUCCGAGGUACUGAAGUGGUCUUGAAUGACAACAAGAACUCUUUUGGGGAACUGAGAAAAAAUCAGAAAGAUUGUGGUUUUACUGUGAUCACGGAGCAGAAAGCAGCUGAUUGGAAGGCCAGUGGAAACCCACACACUCGUCUGGAUGUGGACACAUACACUCUGACUGCUCACAUGCACAAACCUAGUGCACAAGCUGUCAAACCUGCAAUGCAGAGGGGUGUAAAGGAGAGAAAGGUCGACCUUAACAAGGUAGAAGCUACAAGAACAGCAAAAGCAUUUAAUGGAGACGGAGAAAAUGUGAAAUCAUCGGAUCAGAUGCAGACUGGAGGAAAGACGUCAGUGUCUCAUGUGGAAGAGGGGUUGGAUGCAAGCUGGUUUGCAGAGCUGAUGGACGAUAAUGAUGAAGGUUUUGUGAUAAAGGACGAACCAAAAAAACCCCGUAAGGUACCGGACCAUGUGAUCCUUUCUGGAGGCCUAAACAACCGUUACUGGGUUGUCGAUGUGGAGGAGAGGCCUGGCCACAAAACACUCACCAUCUCAUGCUCCAGAUCUCAACAUCCAACCGAGACGUGCCUACUGAAAGAUGGAUGGGAGAUGACGCCUGUCUGUCGUGGUGAUGUUGUUCAUCUAGAGGGUCACUCUAAUGGUGGAUCCUGGGUAGUGGACAGGGAGCAGGGCUUCUUGGUUUUACUACCUGAUAGCCUCAUCUCAGGUACCAGCAUCUCAAGCUCCAUCCGCUGCAUGAGACGUGCAGUUCUGGCAGAUAUGUUCAAGAGUUUUGACGGAGGAUCAAAGCAAAUGCUGAAUGGCACCAUGGUCCAUGAAGUCUUCCAGAGAGCAGCUACAGCUAAAGACUUUUCUUUGGAGACACUGAGUAAGCUGGCUGACCAAGCCCUCUGCAGUCCUCAGUACCUGGGAGACAUGUACAGUUUGGGUGUAACCCAGGAAGAGAUGAAGCAGGAACUGCAUGAUUAUCUGCCCUCACUGGAACAUUGGGCCAAAGAAUACCUGAGCUCCACAACACCAAAAGCCAUCAGCCUAAAAAGCUCCAGCAGCAGCAGAGCUCCGAGCAGGUGUCAGGACUCGGCAGCUGUUGUCACUGUAGCAGAGCUGGCAGACAUAGAAGAGAAUGUGUGGUCACCAAGAUUUGGUCUGAAAGGGAAAAUCGAUGUGACAGCGAGGGUUCAAAUCCAAAGACCACGAAGCGGUAGUUACAGAACCUCAGAGGACAGGACCGUCCCCCUGGAGCUGAAAACUGGAAAGGAAUCAAACUCAAUAGAGCAUCGCAGUCAGGUGAUUCUUUACACUCUGAUGAGUUUGGAGCGAUUCAAUUCUGAUGCUGGCUUCCUGCUUUACCUCAAGACUGGCAACCUGCACCCUGUAGUGGCCAGCCACAUGGACCGCAGAGAGCUGCUGAAGCUGAGGAACACGUUGGUUCAUCACAUUCACAACUGCGUUGAGACGGAGGCGAAGAGGAGCCGCCUGUCCAGACUUCCUGAGAUCCUGACAGACAGACAAACCUGCCGUUACUGUCCUCAGCAGAGAAACUGUGCUUUAUAUGAGAGAUCGAUCGGUGGCAGCUCUGCAGACGACUGUGAGGAUGUUGUGCGUGACUUCCUACAGCAGGAAACGGGUCACCUUCUCCCACCACAUCUUAGCUACUUUUCCCACUGGCUGCUGCUCUGCUGCCUUGAGGCUUCCAGCAUGGAGGCCAAAAAUAGCAGAAAGCGUGUGUGGCUUCAGACAGCUGAGGAGAGUGAGAAGAAUGGGAGCUGUGUGGGGAAUGUGCAGCUCAGUGGCCCAGUGACCGUGAAGUCUGAAGGGGUUUUCUUCCAUCGUUUCCAGCGAAGCAGUGUGGUGCCACAGAAGAGUUUGGCCAGCAGCGGUUUGGCCAGCAGCGGUUUGGCCAGCAGCGGUAUUGCCAGCGGGGAUCGCAUUGUUGUUAGCGAUCUGGAAGGUCGUCUUGUUGGUUUGGCAACAGGAUACCUGUGUGAGGUCAGCAGGACAUCAAUCAGCUGCACUCUGGACAGAGACCUGUCUAAGUUCAGUGGUGUGUUGUUUCGAUUGGAUGGGGAUGAAGGUGUGGUGGGCCUCAGCACUCACCUCACAAAUCUCUCCAGACUGAUGGAAAACUGUCAGGACAGUGAUCGUCUGAGGGAGCUGGUUGUUGACCUCCGUCUUCCAGAGUUUAUUUCCAACCUAAGCUCUGUUCUGCCUCGAGAGGCCAAGGACACUGUGGCCAACAUCCUCAAAGGUCUCAACAAACCCCAGAAGCAGGCCAUGAAGAAAGUGUUGUUAUCUAAAGACUACACGCUUAUUGUUGGCAUGCCGGGCACCGGGAAAACCACAACAAUCUGCACUCUGGUUCGCAUCCUUCAUGCAUGUGGGUUCAGUGUGCUGCUGACCAGCUACACCCACUCUGCUGUCGACAACAUCCUGCUGAAGCUAAAGCGCUUCCGGGUUGGGUUUCUGCGUCUUGGGCAGGGGCAGAAGGUUCAUCCAGACAUCCUGCCUUACACAGAGGAAAGUGCGAGGAAGAAGGGAGUUCACACUCUGCCAGAGUUGGAGCAGCUUUAUAGCAAGGAGCUGGUAGUGGCAACCACCUGUAUGGGCAUCAAGCAUCCCAUUUUCACACGCCGCCGGUUUGAUUUCUGCAUCGUGGACGAAGCUUCACAGAUCAGCCAGCCUAUCUGUCUGGGACCUCUGUUCUAUGCCAAGAGAUUUGUUCUGGUCGGAGAUCACCAACAGCUACCACCUAUCGUACAAAAUCAAGAGGCGAGGUCACGCGGGAUGGACGAAAGUCUAUUUAAGCGAUUGGAGCUCCACAGUGAAGCAGUGGUGCAGCUCAACGUACAGUACCGGAUGAAUAGGCAGAUAAUGUCUCUCAGUAACUCGCUGAUGUAUGAGGGCCGGCUGGAGUGUGGAUCGGAGAAGACAGCCACUGCCCUGAUCACCCUACCCUUCCUGCAGUCUGUGCAGUCGGAGCUUAGUGCCUACUCUGAGACUCAAGCGCAGCAUGACCUGGCUUGGAUACAGACGACAUUGUUGCCCAGCAACCCUGUUUCCUUCCUAGAUUGCUCUAUGGUGCCAGCACUGGAGUCUGUGGAGCAGGGAGGUGUAAGCAAUCACACCGAGGCUGCUCUCAUACACAAGCUGCUCUCACUGCUGAUAAAGGCAGGGUGUAAGCCCAGUGACAUUGGUGUUAUCGCCCCCUACAGACAGCAGUUAAAGAGCAUCUCUGCUCUGCUGCAGUCUUCUGCUUUCACCGGUGUGGAAGUGAACACAGUGGACAAAUACCAGGGAAGGGACAAAAGUCUGAUUGUUUUUUCUUUUGUCCGGAGCACUGCAGAGGAAGGAAACUUAGGAGAGUUGUUGAAGGACUGGCGUCGCCUGAAUGUAGCCAUCACCAGGGCGAAACACAAGCUGCUGAUGGUGGGCUCAAUCACAACGCUACGACGCUACGCACCUGUGGAGAAACUACUCAACCAUCUCCAGCAAGAGAACAUGAUCAUCCAACUCCCACCAGCUGCUCACAUGGCCUUACCGAGCAUGUCACUGUGAUAGAUGUCUAUGGAGCCAUGGUGGUGUUUCUGGUCAUCUGCCUGUCUCACACUGGAGCUGCUGUGGAUCACCUCAACAAGGCAGAUGGGGCUGUGAUCAGUUGACAACAAUUCAAAACCUAGUCAUAGCUCACCUGUCCAUCUGUGAAAAAUAAGUAUUACUACUAAAAAUAUCUCAGAGGCUGCUAACUGUCACCUUUUGACAGAAUGUACACAUGUGUACCUUUUGAUUUUUCCCCCCUAUAAAUAAUUUGAUGGUGUGUAACACUAAUCGAUACAUACGCACUAGGACAGACACCCGAACCUGUAGGUUAUGGAGGGGACAAUGUCUCUCAUCUGCACUAGUUAAACAUUCUAAGUUUUAUAUGUGAUUUUAAUUAAGAGCCUUAAUUUCAGAUUGCUUUGUUGUGUAACAUUGAAAUACUGAAACACAUGCACCAUCCAACAUCUUUCCCAUCUGCACUGUUUUUUUGCUAAUCAAUAAAUGGGUAGUUUAGGCUUCAGGAAUCCAGACUGGAAAGGCACAACCUCAUGAACUUAAUUAAUGCACUCCGGUUUUAAGUAUCUGUAGUUAAUGUCUGCUGUGAAACAAAGUACUGGAUACUAUAUCAUUAACAGUUUCUCACAAACGUGUACUGCAUCCGUAAAAUGGCCUUACAGUUGUGUUAACUGACAUUGCGGGAUUAUGGUACUAUGCAUCAAACCUUAACGAGAAAUACUUCAUACACUGAUGUUUUUCAUCAAAUACCUCUUCAUACACUGUGACAAUAUGUAGGACCAUUGGUACUUUAUCUCAGUAUUUAAAACCUCAACACAGAAAGUCAUUAUUUAUGUGAAUAUGGAGACCAAACAAGUUAUUUAUAGUUCAUGUCACUCUGCUCGCUGCAACAGUCAGAUAAGCUCAGAAAUUUCUAUCAGUUAACUGAAACACAUUGAAGAAUGAAAAACCUUUCAGACUGAGAAGUACAGUUCAGUUUUCAUCUGAGAAAGGACAAUUACAAAGAAAUUGAAAGGAACUUUUAUACAAGUAAUUACCUUCUAAUUAUUCAUAAGUUUACUAUAAUAAGAAAAAACUAGUUAAUUCCUUCAUGUACAGCAGAAUUCUAGCAGACCUGAAGCUGUACAUAGACAAAUGAUUUACAAAAGAAACUGGCUUAAUAUUUACCAGUUAAAACUCCAGGAAUUGGUAGGAAAACACAAUUUAGAAAGAAAUAUAUUCUGCUCAAAUUUAAUUUCAAUUCCAAUGGAAUGUAACAGUUUAACUGAUUAUUAAUUUUUCAUUACUGUCAUUACAGUGUUUCUCAUAAUGUACUGGCAACCAAGCUAACAAUGAUUUGUUUGAUUUCCGAUUAUCCUUUUACAUGUCUUGUUUCUGUAUUUUGUUAUUGUAACUUUAAUAUUGUAAUUUUUUGUAAAUAAAUAAUACAAAUAAAAUCAAAGAAUGUUUCUUCCAUCUUGUAGUGUAUGUAGGCAUGCUUAGAGCCUGGACAAUUAUGUGUUUUUCUUUUUAUUUAAACAAUUUUUUUUCAUAAGAUCGUACACAGCCUGUGUCUGCUUCUCUGUGCGGGUACAUAAAG
This is a messenger RNA of Centropristis striata (black sea bass), 6653 nucleotides long. It is a transcript of the gene dna2, whose product is annotated as DNA replication helicase/nuclease 2. Lineage: Eukaryota; Metazoa; Chordata; Actinopteri; Perciformes; Serranidae. Gene Ontology annotation, molecular function: 5'-flap endonuclease activity; single-stranded DNA helicase activity. Gene Ontology annotation, cellular component: cytoplasm. The transcript has 25 exons. The record is from RefSeq and is a predicted model, not a curated record. Bases 857 to 5077 code for a protein of 1406 amino acids. Gene Ontology annotation, biological process: replication fork reversal.